Rana temporaria (common frog) is the source of this 2549-nucleotide messenger RNA. It is a transcript of the gene WDFY2, whose product is annotated as WD repeat and FYVE domain containing 2. The record is from RefSeq and is a predicted model, not a curated record. Lineage: Eukaryota; Metazoa; Chordata; Amphibia; Anura; Ranidae. Bases 95 to 1297 code for a protein of 400 amino acids. Gene Ontology annotation, molecular function: metal ion binding; protein binding. The transcript has 12 exons.
GUGUACGGAGCGGUGACGUGCUCGGUCAGCUGACAGGGGGCUGCGGAGCGGUGUAUCCGUGCUGGGAUUCCUCGUUCUCCGGGGACAGGACAGGAUGGCCGCCGAGAUCCACUCCCAGCCUCUGACCCGCAAGCCGGUGUUGCUGAACAAGGUGGAGGGCUCGCAGGACGUGGUGAACAUGGCGGUGAUUGUACCCAAGGAGGACGGGGUGAUCAGUGUGUCUGAGGACAGGACAGUGCGUGUUUGGAUAAAGAGAGACAGCGGUCAGUUCUGGCCUAGUAUAUAUCAUGCAAUGCCAGCUCCAUGUUCAUGUAUGUCUUUUAAUCCAGAAACCCGGAGGCUGUCCAUAGGCCUGGACAAUGGUACCAUCUCAGAAUUUAUUUUAAGUGAAGAUUAUAACAAAAUGACCCCAACAAGAACAUAUCAAGCCCACCAGAGCCGACUGACAAUGGUUCUGUUUGUCCUGGAAAUGGAGUGGAUGUUGAGCACAGGACAGGACAAGCUAUUCACAUGGCACUGUUCAGAGACGGGGGAGCGCCUGGGGAACUACCGCACUACAGCCUGUGCUUCAUGUCUGCAAUUUGAUGUGGAGACGAAACACGUAUUUGUCGGGGACCAUUCUGGACAGGUUACGAUUCUAAAACUUGAACAAGACAACUGCAGCCUCAUUACCACAUUUAAGGGACAUACAGCUGGGGUGACCACCUUGUGCUGGGAUCCAGUUCAAAGACUUCUGUUCUCAGGCAGCUCCGAUCAUUCCAUCAUCAUGUGGGACAUUGGGGGACGAAAAGGAACGGCACUGGAACUACAAGGGCACAAUGAUAAAAUCCAGUCCAUCUCCUAUGCCCACCAUUCCAGGCAGCUCAUCUCCUGCAGCGCGGAUGGCAGUAUUGUUGUCUGGAACAUGGAUGUUGAAAGACAGGAGACACCAGAAUGGUUGGAUAGUGACUCCUGUCAGAAGUGUGAUCAGCCUUUCUUCUGGAACUUCAAACAGAUGUGGGACAGCAAGAAGAUCGGCCUCAGGCAGCACCAUUGCAGAAAAUGUGGGAAAGCAGUAUGCGGUAAAUGUAGCUCUAAGAGGUCCAGCAUUCCUCUCAUGGGAUUUGAAUUUGAGGUCCGCGUGUGUGACAGCUGCUACGACACUAUCACAGAUGAGCAGCGAGCUCCAACUGCAUCUUUCCAUGAUAGUAAACACAACAUUAUCCAUGUAAACUUUGAUCCAACAAGAGUCUGGUUAUUGACUUCAGGAACAGACAAGAUCCUUAAGCUGUGGGAUAUGACUCCGGUUGUAUCUUGAUGAUGAACGAACUAUGGACAGAUCCUGACCUACAGGCACAUGGAGUAGAAGACUAAGGACUCUGGAGCACACUAACCGGAGAAUGUAGAAGUUAAAGUUUUAUAUUCAGCCUUUGGAGACAAGAGCUUGUCAUUUUUAACUGCUAUGUUGAAAAGUGUUAACUAACGUGAGCCGGGACUCCUGACAGCUCCUCCUCCUCCUUUGCCUCCUCCUCGGUUCAACUCAACCUCCUUUUGAAUGUUUUGAUUUAGUUUGGCGUUUACCAUUUGGAGGUUUAUUGUGCUGCAUUCUGGAGCUGUAAUUGGCUCCCCCCUCCUAGUGAGAAUAUUUUCAGGGCUCAUUUUAACUCUCUGCCUUUUGCUCUUAAUUGUGUGUACUGCAGUAUUCGGGUGGCACUUGAUAUGCAUGGUGGCAUCUUAUGACAAAACAGCCCUAUACUAUUUACUACAUGAAUGGCAGCUAAUUUAUUCUUGGUUCUAUGCCACAUUUUAUCUCUGCAGUUUCACACCAGAAACAUAAACGGCUAAUAAUAAUUUGAAUUUAUUGAUUAUUACAACCAUCCUUAAAAGAAGAUGAGAAAAUUUUUAAGGCCACUAAACCUAAAAAGCAAAAAAUCACUGCUUGACUAUAAAAUCCCCAUACUGUGAGCUUAGGUAUUUAUAAUUUCUUGAGGGUUUGCUGUAUGGCUGACUGCAGCCUGGUAUCUUAUAUUAAACACGGUCUCUGGCUCAGGACUGAAUGCAGAAUUCAAGGACUUACUGCGCAUGAAGUCACCAGUGUAUUGUAUUUCAGAUCUCUGAUUCACUUGGCACCAUUUAUUUAUAUCUGAAAUCGCUACACAACAUUGCUCAAAUUUUAGCAAAACUACACCUGUCUCCAAAACAUGCUCUGGUUGGAAUUUUACGACCUGCGUCUGGCCACAUCACUUUAAAUAGGCCUAAAAACCCAUCUAGUACUGUGGCUCAUUGAUAUACUUUCUGUUUAGUCAGCCAACGCUUGGCAAAGAAAUCAGACGCAGCCUUCUUUUUUUUUUUUUUUUUUUUUUUUUAACACAACGCCCCAGAGGAUUUUUUGUAACCUACCUUGUAUUUUAGGUUUAGUGGCCGUUUAUAAAAUAUUAAAAAAGCUAUAAAUAUCCCCUAAAGAUAUUUAUUUAUGUUGCAGGUAAAAAUCUCACUACUUUACAGGUGAUUUCUAAAUCAGCGUAAAUAACUCUUAAAGGGACACUAAAGGCAGAAAUGUUUUUUUUUUU